This is a messenger RNA of Formica exsecta, 1892 nucleotides long. RefSeq lists its product as uncharacterized. The record is from RefSeq and is a predicted model, not a curated record. The transcript is spliced from 3 exons. Bases 195 to 563 code for a protein of 122 amino acids. Lineage: Eukaryota; Metazoa; Arthropoda; Insecta; Hymenoptera; Formicidae.
CGGGUCUCGGGCGAAUCAGUGCGCGUUUCCCUCUGCCAUUUGCGCGUCGGUACGCGGCAGCGGUGUUACCGGAAUCUUCGACGUGUGCUUACCGGUGCGUAGAAGACGCGUAACCGCCGUGUCGGUUGAGAAGUGUGCUUUUUACGGGUUCGGUGCUAUUCGUGCGUGAAUUUCUCGCGAUCAAAUCGAUCGAUAUGGCGGACACAGAGGCCAAGGAAACCAAAGUCACUACCCCUCAAAAGAAAGUAGUCGAGGAGAAAGUAGUGGAAGAGGAAGUUAUUGAUGAAGACUCGAAAGCAUCUGAAAAUGGUGACACGAAAGAAACCAAAGAGAAUGGCUCAAGCGAGGAGAAAGAGGUUGAUGAGAAAGAAGCAGAAUCUACGGAAAACGGAGACUCUACAGAUGCUCCUGCCGAUAGCUGUUGCGUAAAGAGGAAAUCAACGGCUGGGGCUGAUGCAGGAGAAGAUGCACAGGAUGGCGCGAGUCCCGAGAAGAAAUCGAGACUCGACGAGAAGUGUGUCGAAGCCGAGAAUAACGGCGACGCGGAGGAGGCCACGGCCUAAUAUUCUCUUAUGUUUAUUAUUGACAGACAGACCUAAUCCAUAGACGCAAUUUUAACUAUUGAGUGUGAAGCCAGGGCAGAUCAUCUGUGCAUUUUCGAAAAAAGGAUAGCAAGCAUAUAAGAGCAAAAAAACAAUACAGAAAAAGGAACAUUCGACGUUUAUUGCAUUAAAGACUUUCUGUGUUCAGGAUGCUUGGGUGUCUCUCACAGUAUUUCUUAUAAUAAAUUGGCAAUAUCGAAACGAGUCUAACAUUUAUCAAAAAAUCAUGGUUACAUGUGAUUAAUGUAAAGCUUAAACAAACCGUGUUCUCUCUGUACUGGCAUCCACUGCAUACAUAUUAUAUAUUCACUUAGUGUUAGAAUCCUAAAAUAAGGAAGUAUACUGAUAAUGUUUAGAAAUAAUAUAUUUCUAAUUCAUCAAGAGAGACAAACGAUAGUGUGCGGUGUCUGGAAAAUGGGUACAUUGUGCAACAUAAUAUUUCCACCUACUGCUAGUCCUCAUUGUUUCCGACGCACAGACACAUAUUGUAGCUUAUACAUAUAGACACACACACCUUGGAUUAUACAUUGGAGAUAGAAUACGGAUAUUUUUCUGCGAAUCAAAAUACAUUCCCGAAAAUAGAUUAUGACUUGUAAUGUUACGACUGUUCGCCGAUAAGAAACUGUUAAGAGAGCGUCAUUUCUAUAGCUGACAUUAAACGUGCAUAUUUAAAUAUUUUAUUUAUGUAAACUGUAACUUUUACAAGAAAAACUGGACAGUUUAGACUUUAGGUAAACUAUCGUGCAUUAAAUUCUGCUAGCACAUAUGUGUUUAUGCAAAAAUAAUUUUUUUUUUCUUUUUUUCAAGAAAUCACUUUCCAAAAGAGAUCUAUUAUAUGAUUUCUAAAACGUGUGUGGUCGUUUUUAAAAACUAAAAUAUAUUUCUUUUUAUUGCAUAAUUUUUUUCUUACAAGGCGUGCAGUAUACACAUAAUUUGUCUUUUAUCUCGGUUUUCAUACAUUGUACUCUUGGCGUCAUUAAUGCCUUCUCGCCUGAAGAUAUCCGCUUUCGAGUCCAAUAAUAGCUAGAUGCAUCGCGUCGUAGUUGUGUAUAGAAUAAUAUAUAUACAAAUGCUUUACAAUUAGUAAAAAAUACACAAUCGUACGCGUUAAAUUAAAUUUUAUAUUCUGUAUAAUUAUUUUUAUUACCAAUUAGCGCAAUUUUUUCAUAUUACAUUUGUAGAAAAGAAAGAUUUUAGUAAUAACAUAUUAAAACAACGCUUCUUUGUGCAACUAUUUUUUAGAGAGAUAAAAUGUAUAAUAUAUUUUAAUAUUAAAAUUGUUAUAUCUAA